CUCAUUGUGAAAUUGAUUUAAUGCUUCUAGAAGCAAACAUUUAACAUACCCACAAAUUGGUUAUCAUAAAAAUUACACAUCAUCAAUUCUCUUGCGUUUUCACCAAAAUACAGGGGCAUUCACAGUUGUGAAAUUCAUCUUGGGAGUCCCAUGUGUGAUGAUGUUGCUUAUAUGCAAAUGGAGGAGAAGACACUUAGCAAUGGAUCAAAACGUUGAAGAAUUUUUGCAAUCUAACAAUAACUUCUUGCCAAUAAGAUACUCUUACUCGCAGAUCAAGAAAAUCACGGGCGGUCUUAAGGACAAACUAGGCGAGGGAGGGUAUGGUUUUAUGUUCAAAGGAAGACUGAGAAGUGGUCGCGAUGUUGCGGUGAAGAUCCUGAAGAAUGGGAAAGCAAAUGGGCAGGACUUCAUCAGUGAAGUGGCUACCAUCGGAAGAAUUCAUCAUGUUAAUGUGGUUGGACUCAUUGGUUUUUGCUUUGAAGGCUCCAAACAAGCUCUCGUCUACGAUUUCAUGCACAAUGGGUCUUUGGAUAAGCACAUUUUCUCACGAGGACAAGAGACUUAUCUUGAUUGCAAGGAAGUGUACAAGAUUGCUCUCGGAGUGGCUAGAGGGAUCAAGUAUCUUCAUCGAGGAUGCGACAUGCAAAUUCUACACUUCGAUAUUAAGCCUCACAAUAUUCUUCUUGACAAGGAUUUAACUCCAAAAAUUUCUGACUUUGGGCUGGCAAGAUUGUACUCCCCAGACCAUAACACCGUGUCUUUAACUGCCGCAAGAGGAACCUUGGGAUACAUGGCUCCGGAGCUGGUCUAUAAGAACAUUGGGAGUAUCUCUUACAAAGCUGAUGUCUAUAGUUUUGGGAAAUUGUUAAUGGAAAUGGCUAGUAGGAGGAAGAAUGCAGACAUGGUUGUAGAGUAUUCUAGUGAUAUUUACUUUCCCUUAUGGGUUCAUGACAAACUUAGUGAGGGAUCGAAUAUUCCAAUGGAAGAGGUUAGCGAGGAGGAUAAGAGAAUAGUAAAGAAGAUGAUAAUAGUUGCUCUUUGGUGCAUACAAUUGAAUCCCAGUGAUCGUCCUUCGAUGCGUAAAGUCUUGGAAAUGCUUGAAGGAGAAGCAGAUGAUCUACAAGUACCUCCCAAGCCACUCUUUUAUCCAACAGAAAUGUCAACAAGGGAUGAUGAAACUUGGACCGACAAAGGCAAUGAUACUAUAUCUACUUCAUCAAUUAGUGGAACAACUUAUGAAGCUUCGCAUCUUGAGCACACUAGUACUAGUAUUAGACAAGCAUAGAUAAAUAUCAGUAGCACCUACUCCAGUCACAUAUGUGACAAAACAGAA
Messenger RNA from Eucalyptus grandis, 1333 nucleotides. Its product is annotated as rust resistance kinase Lr10-like. Gene Ontology annotation, molecular function: protein kinase activity; ATP binding. The coding region runs from base 158 to 1285 and encodes 375 amino acids. The record is from RefSeq and is a predicted model, not a curated record. Gene Ontology annotation, biological process: protein phosphorylation. NCBI's taxonomy places the organism in Eukaryota, Viridiplantae, Streptophyta, Magnoliopsida, Myrtales, Myrtaceae. The transcript has a single exon.